UUUGCGUGUUUUUGUACAGUAUAAUUAAAUUUUAAAACAUGAUACACAGGCUUCUCUCCAGUAUUUAACGUAGUUUGUACAUGUGCCCAUACCAUGAGGUAGUUUCGUAAAUUACUGCAGAAACUGUCCGUAAUCUGACAAAUGUCAGAGAGGUUAACGUGUGAUAAUGCUAUAGUGAGUGCCGAAUGUAUAAUGACAUUGCAGUUAAAACAUGAACAGAUUAUUAAAUGAAAACGGAAUAACAUGUUAAUACUGAAGUUACGUGUAUUGAAUAAGUCCGGGAGACCUACAAAUUAUGCACACUACCUCGUCUAUGACACAGAGCUGUUUAAAACAAUGAUCACUGAUCAUAAUCACAAAAAUGUACUGUAGAUAAAAAGUUAGUCACCUUAUGUAGUUGUAAACAACUCAAGAAACAGCAGACAUGGAUAAAAUUCAAUUAUGUGAAAGCUUGAUGAAGUGGCUACAAACCUUCGAUGUUGACGCACCACAUUCAACAGUGGAAGAAGUCAGUGAUGGUGUUGCAAUGGCUCAAGCAUUGGCACAGAUUGCACCUGAAUGGUUUACUGAGUCAUGGCUGUCAAAGAUCAAAACAGAUGCCGGUAGUAAUUGGCGACUUAAGGUCAGCAACUUGAAGAAAGUAAUUGAAGGCAUAGUGGAUUACUAUCAUGAUGUUCUUAAUCAACACCUUAGUGAUUUCAACAAGCCUGAUGUUGUCAGAAUUGGAGAAAAAUGUGAUGCUGCAGAGCUGGGGCGCUUGUUGCAGCUUAUUUUGGGAUGUGCAGUUAACUGCAACCAGAAGCAAGAAUAUAUAACCAAGAUAAUGAUGUUGGAGGAAUCAGUGCAACAGGUAAUAAUGCAGUCCAUUCAAGAGCUUGAGUCUGCUAGCCAGGCAAGUUUCGGUCCCGUUGCCGGAGUUGAACUAGAGGCAGAAGCUCAAAGGCUAGCUUUAGCUCUAGAGGUGGCUGCUGAGGCUCGUGACCAAAUGGCUCAAAGGUGCCAUGAACUUGACAUGCAGGUUACAUUACUGCAAGAGGAAAAAGCAAGUGUAUUAAAUGAAAACAAAAGGUUACAUGAGAGGUUGCGAGAGUUUGAAAUGUUGGAAGGCCCCAUGGCCGCUUCAGGUCACAAGUGCAAAGAAUUGCGUAAACAGGUUGAUGCCCUGAAGGAAGAAAUAUUUAAGUUGGAAACAUCACGAGAUGAUUUUAGAGCAAAAGUAGAAUUGCAAGAAAAAGAGCAUCUUGAGAUGCAAGCAAAGAUUGAAGACUUGCAGAAAAUGGCUGAUGAAGCACAACACCUGAAAGAUGAAGUUGACAUCUUGCGAGAAACAGCAGAUAUGGUUGGAAAAUAUGAAGCUACAAUAGAGUCAUAUAAGAAACGAUUGGAGGAAGUUGGUGAUCUUAGGAGACAAAUCAAAAUCCUUGAAGAAAAGAAUACUGACUACAUGCAGCAGAAUAUGGAACUAGAGGAGGAGUUGAGGAAGAGUGGAACACUGAAGCAGCAGUUAGAAAUGUAUAAGAAACAAGUAGCAGAAUUAGAUGAAAAAUUAAUUGAGGAAACAAAAAGAGCCGAUAGAGUUGAAUUUGAAAGUAAAAAACUUCAAGAACGACUGCAUGCCCUCCAGAGGGAAAAUCAGAGGCUAAUCAUUGAGCGUGAUUCCCUGAAAGAGACAAAUGAGGAACUGAAGUGUUCACAACUGCAGCAGCGUGGAAACUGUACACCAGAUACUCUUCUAGUUGAAACUGUGCCUGAAAACAUGAUAGCUCCUGAAAUUAAGGAAAAACUUCUGAGGCUGCAGCAUGAAAACAAGAUGCUGAAACUGAAUCAGAGAGGUGAUGAUGAUGAAAAAUUAUCAGUUGUGCAAGCAAUGCUUGAGGAUACGACAAAAAGAGUUUCACAGCUCCGAGCAGAUAAUAGACUUGCAAACCAACGUAUUAUGGAGCUAGAAAGUCAGCUUGAGGAGGCACAUGAGCGUGAUGACAGUGGUGGAACUGGUUUACGGCACUGUGUCACCACACUCCAGGAACAACUGAGAGUCAUUCAGUCUGAGAAGGAGCGAUUGGCAUCACAGCUUGAAGACCUUGAAUCUUCAAUUAAUGAGUACAAACGAAGGGAUGCAACAUUACAGGAUACAUUGCGCCGCAAAGAUCAGGAACUUCAGCAGCAGAAUGAAAGGUAUCGAAAAUAUGUAGAAAAAGCAAAAGAUGUCAUUAAGAUAAUGGAUCCAAAGCAGAGUGUAGAUGCCACAGCCGAAGUUGCAGUUCUCCGUAGUCAGCUCCAAGACAAGGAAAAGAUCAUUGAGGACCUGGAGGAACAUUUGGUGCAUUCCCUUGGAUGACCCUAAUCGUAAAAAUAUUUGAAAAACAGGUAUUCAAACAACACAAGCAUUGCCCAAAGGCAGAUUUGCGACAGUGAUAUUUCUUCAUAUGAAUCUCACUCCGGAAAGAAACAUUGUUAUCAUUGGUGAAGAUUUCAGACAUUGACGAUAAUUUUGCAGCAAACCAUACAUAACAGAUCACUUUCCUAUUAACUGGUACCUGCAAUUGCUUAUAAGUCAAGUCACAUUACAAGAAUUUCACCAAAAACAAUUUCAAAUAAUUUUCUCAUUUUUUCUCUUUUGUAGUUCAUUCAUCUGACAUACCACUUCAUUGUUAAUAGUAAGAUAAGCAUAUCAGAAGUUUUGUAUGUAUUCAUCCCCUUCAUCCAGAGCUUGGUAAAAACAGCUAAAAAUGAAGUACAUGAAUGAGUACCAGUUGUGUAUGUGUGUGUGGGGAGGAAAAAAUAAAGAUGCUAUGUUAAAAGAAAGUGUUUUUGUAUGAAAAGACUGUGUUA
This is a messenger RNA of Schistocerca americana (American grasshopper), 2832 nucleotides long. RefSeq names its product protein Hook homolog 3-like. The coding region runs from base 425 to 2338 and encodes 637 amino acids. Lineage: Eukaryota; Metazoa; Arthropoda; Insecta; Orthoptera; Acrididae. The transcript is spliced from 14 exons. Gene Ontology annotation, cellular component: cytoplasm; centrosome. Gene Ontology annotation, molecular function: dynein light intermediate chain binding; microtubule binding. Gene Ontology annotation, biological process: cytoplasmic microtubule organization; cytoskeleton-dependent intracellular transport. The record is from RefSeq and is a predicted model, not a curated record.